Molecule: messenger RNA, 555 nt
Organism: Stylonychia lemnae
Lineage: Eukaryota; Ciliophora; Spirotrichea; Sporadotrichida; Oxytrichidae
Source: the annotation of a GenBank genome assembly
AUGAAAACACUUGAAAAGGUUUGCAUCUUAAUAAUGGAAUUCCUAAAAGGUAAGAGAAAAGAUUGUAAGUGCAAAAAAUAAAAGAAGGCUAGAGAUUCUAACUUUUUAAUUGAUGGUGAGGAUGCAAAUAAUUUUUUAACAGCUUGUGAUGGAGAAAUAUUUGAGAGCAAAGAAAUCUAUGAGUCUGAAUAAGCGAAAAGGAAGAUGGAGGAAGAGAGUGGCUACAAGAAGAUUCCUAAAAAAUCUGAAUAUGACGAUUUAAUCAGAUUGGCACAUGGGAAUAUGCACUUAGGCUAAAACGCUUUAGAAAGUGAGGUUUAUAAGCACUAUUGGUUUCCAAAUAUGAGAGUGUAUAUUAAGAACUUCAUAGAUGAAUGUCCCAUUUGCUCUCUAAAGAAGCCAACAAUGAAAUUGAAAAAACCACCUUCUCUUGUUUUAUAUGAAGAGUAUCCUUUAGAUAGAAUUUAAGCAGAUCUUGUUGAAUUAUCUCAGUUCUUAGUUAAGGAUGAGCAGUAUAAGUAUCUAAUCACUAUUAUUGAUCAUCACUCGAAAUGA